Impatiens glandulifera is the source of this 2997-nucleotide messenger RNA. RefSeq names its product proline-rich receptor-like protein kinase PERK9. The transcript is spliced from 8 exons. Gene Ontology annotation, biological process: protein phosphorylation. The record is from RefSeq and is a predicted model, not a curated record. Bases 698 to 2752 code for a protein of 684 amino acids. NCBI's taxonomy places the organism in Eukaryota, Viridiplantae, Streptophyta, Magnoliopsida, Ericales, Balsaminaceae. Gene Ontology annotation, molecular function: protein kinase activity; ATP binding.
UAUUGGGAGAAGACGAAUCUUAAGGCAGGGGAAGGCGAAAAAGGAGGAUUCAAUUCAAAGGUUCUUCUUUUUCUUCUUGUUCUCUCUCAUUAAUUGCAUUGUGAAAUUUCAGAUUAGGAAGAACAAGGGAUUGAUUACUGUUUGAGGGUUACUGUCACUUGGGGAUUGAUUCUUAAGGGCGCCCCAGUUUCCGUGUUUCGGAGCUUCCGCGGCCGAGACAGGACUACUGAGGCCUCCUUUGAUUUGAUGAUCCACUUUCAACAACAUUCAUGGUUUCCAGAGAGAUGACAAGGUAAAUCGUUUAUGAUUUCUGGGGUUUCGGCUUUAUCGUUCGGUGCCCCUUUUCCAUGAAUUUUGCCCCUUGAUUGAUUUGUUGGAGACUGGCUGCUUACAAAGGAAGAAACUUAAUUUGAUUGUUCAUCUGGGUUGAAUCUUAAUUUGGGGAAUGAAUCUUUUGUUAACAACACUGAGACUUGUUCCCCUACCACCUGUUCGACAUUAUGCCCAUGUGGAUCUUUGAUUACUCGCCCCCAUUUCUCAAUCUCUGUUUUGUACUUGAUUAACUUUUGUAGUGAUUCAGUUUUGAUUGAUUUCAAUGAUCUGGAGAUUGUGAUUCUAGUUUUGAUUGAUUGCAAUCUCACCAAAUUCAUCAUCACCCUACUUUAAAACAUCCAAGCAAACAACUUCUGCUAGCAAAAUGUCUUCUUCUUCUCCACCACCAACCCCUUCUUCAAUCUCUCCUGUUGAAUCACCACCACCACCACCAUCUUCGACAGUUCCAACUUCUCCACCUCCAACAUCAUCAGAUCCACCUACAACUUCACCACCUCCUCCAAUUCCCUCAUCCCCGCCACCCUCUAGUUCAUCGCCUCCCCCGCCUGUAUCAAGUCCACCGCCAAGAGAAUCUCCACCACCACCACCACCAACAUUGCCAAAUUCUCCUCCUCCAUCAACUCCCACACCACCAGCAUUUUCUCCUCCACCACCACCACCACUACCAGUGAAAAACUCUCCUCCUCCAUCAAACCCCUCACCACCACCACCAGCAAGUUCUCCACCACCACCAUUGCAAAACUCUCCUCCUCCAUCAAAUCCCUCACCACCAACACGUUCUCCACCACCUACAUCAGAACUUUCUCCACCACCUCCAUUGGCACUUUCACCGCCACCUCCAUUGGCACUUUCACCGCCACCUCUAUCACCAGAGACUCCAAGUAAUGAUCCCUCACCUCCUCCCCCGUCUCCACUUGAAUUUUCACCUCCCCCAUUAACACCAAAUCCACUGGAACCAUCUUCUCCGCCUUCACCUCCCACUACUACACCCCCAUCUCCUGUAUCUACUCCUCCAACUUCCCUCCCAUUUCCACCUCCUCCUCAAGUUCUUUCCCCGCCUUUUGGUAGCCCAGCGGGCAAUAAAUCAGGUGAUGCUAAUUCAAGCAGCAAUGCUGGCCUUGGUACUGGUGGUAUAGUGGCUAUUAGUGUGGUUCUGGGUUUUUUUCUGAUUGGAAUAGCUGCCUUUUGCAUUACUAAGAGAAAGAGAAAGAGAAAGAGAAAGAAUCCCCAUUAUAAUGAAGGCUAUAUCAUGCCAACUUCUUUGGGUUCCUCUCCUGAAUCAGAUUCAGCUCUGUUAAAGAAACAAAAUAUGUCAUCCCAUGCUAGAAGUGGUUCUAAUAGUGGAUUAGGAAACUCAAGGACAUGGUUCAGCUAUGAAGAAUUGGCACGUGCUACAGAAGGGUUUACUCAAGUGAAUCUCUUAGGAGAAGGUGGGUUUGGCUCUGUGUAUAAAGGUUAUUUACCAGAUGGAAGAGAAAUAGCGGUAAAGCAGCUAAAGAUAGGUGGUGGACAGGGAGAACGAGAAUUUAAAGCCGAGGUUGAUAUUAUUAGUCGGAUACACCAUAGGCAUUUGGUAUCUCUGGUAGGCUAUUGUAUAUCUGAUGAAAGAAUGCUGCUUGUCUAUGAAUUUGUCCCUAAUAAUACCCUCUACUUCCAUCUUCAUGGCCAAGGUAGUUCGGUGUUGGACUGGGCAACACGCAUGAAAAUUGCUGUUGGUGCUGCUAAAGGAAUUGCUUAUCUCCAUGAAGACUGUCAUCCUCGGGUUAUUCACAGGGACAUUAAGACUUCAAAUAUUCUUCUAGAUUACAAUUUUGAAGCCCGGGUUUCUGAUUUCGGGCUUGCUAAAUUAACAUUGGAUUCUUCUACACAUGUUACCACUCGUGUUGUUGGGACAUUUGGGUACAUGGCUCCUGAAUAUGCAUCUAGUGGUCGGUUGACAGACAAGUCGGAUGUAUACUCGUUUGGAGUUGUCCUUCUUGAGCUGAUUACAGGUCGCAAGCCUGUCGACACAUCUCAACCUUUGGGAGAUGAGAGUCUUGUUGAAUGGGCGCGUCCUUUCCUUGGCCAUGCUCUUGAAACACAAGAAUUUGAUGGGUUGGUUGAUCCCAAGCUCGGAAAUAACUAUGUCGCCAGUGAGAUGUUGCGUAUGGUUGAGGCAGCUGCAUCUUGCAUUCGACAUCUAGCUGUAAAAAGACCAUUGAUGGGACAGAUUGUUAGAGCUCUUGAUAGUUUGGUCUCACCUGAUCUAAAUAACGGAAUGGGGUUGGGUCAAAGUGAAAUAUACAAUUCAGCUGAACAAUCUGAACAGAUUAGAGUAUUCAGGAAAAUGGCAUUUGGGAACCAGAACUAUAACACCAACGAUUUUUUAAGUAGCAGUAACUGGGAUAGCUCAGGCGAAGCCAUGCCAAAUAACCCGUAAUGGGUGAUAGCCAGAAAAUCCAAUUUUCUUCUUGUAAAUGAAAAAUAUGCCCCGAGAAGAAGAAAGCGUCGACAGAUGUAGAGAAUGAGAGAAAUGGAACUGCAGUUCCUUGAUUGAUUGUAAGUAUACUGAUUCAUUGCAGCACCAUAGUAUAUUGUUCAAUGGCAGCAAAUUUUGGGUUCUGUUUGUAAAGAUUACCUGUCUUUAAUUGACAUAAAAAAAAUAUACUUUUAAUAUUUGUCCCU